This is a messenger RNA of Cavenderia fasciculata, 2697 nucleotides long. RefSeq lists its product as uncharacterized. The record is from RefSeq and is a predicted model, not a curated record. Bases 1 to 2697 code for a protein of 898 amino acids. NCBI's taxonomy places the organism in Eukaryota, Evosea, Eumycetozoa, Acytosteliales, Cavenderiaceae. The transcript has a single exon.
AUGAUAAAGAAACUCAGUAUUAAUCAUAAUAAUAAUAAUAAUAAUAACAACAAUGCUGGUCACAUGAUAACAACAAUAAACAACAACAAUAAUAAUAAUAAUAACAAUAAUAAUAGUAGUACUAUAAUUAUAAUUAAUAAUAACAAUUAUAACAAUUAUAUUAAUGGUAGUUGUUAUUUGGCAGCAUUACCAGACUUGAUGCUAUUGAAUAUCAUAAAGUUUAUAGAGCAAGAUAUUGAUUUGAUCAGUCUUUUAUUGUUUACGAGUAAGAGAUUUCUAAAGUUUACACAACCAUCCUACAACAAUAGGAUUAGAUUUAAACAACUACAAUACUUUAACAAUGACUUUAUGACUCCACCUCCACCUCGUUCACCAACAUCAUCACCAAGAGGAAAUGCAAAUUAUCGAACAAAAUUCAAUACAUCACCAUCACCUCCUUUAUCUCCAGUUGGACCUCCAACUCAACCUCCAGCAUGGGCAACACUUACUGCUUUAUCUGCUCUUGUUAUCCCUCCUCCUCCUUCUUCUUCUUCUUCUUCCUCGUCCUCCUCAUUAUCAUCAUUAUCAUCAUCAUCAUCGACCAAUACCUCAACGACUUGUCCUCCAACAACAUCAUUUUACCUAAAUUCUUUAAAAGCAAUAUACCAAUCAUCGAUCAACCAACUUUACCUCAGAUUCUGUGAAAACACUUGCAAUAAUAAUAAUAAUGCAAAUAAUUCUCCACGCAAUUCGCCUCGAAACCAUUCUCCCCGAACAACAAAUAAUAAUAAUAAUAAUAAUAACAAUAAUAAUAGUUUCUAUAACAAUUAUGAAGAUAUUAAAGAUUUAAUCAUACAUUUUACCAAUUCUUCGCCUAUUAAAACGAUACCAACCAGUUUGAGACUCUAUCAAAACUGUACAUCUAUUUGCUUUAUUAGCACCUUUAGACAACAUCCAAUCAUUAUUCACCCAGAGAUACUACCAUUAUCUCUAAUAAACCUUUCGAUAGAGGGUGACUACAAGUUUAUAGUCAAUUCUAAUCUUGCAAACUUUGGACUUCCACAAACACUAAAGAGUAUUUCAGUGACUCUUCCACAGACCAUCCUCUCAUUGAAACCAUUGCCCAUUCAAAUGGAAUCGCUUCGAGUAGCAGACUCAAAGAAUGUGGUCAACAUGCAAGCAAACUUGGGGCUCUCACAUCAAACGCCACGACACGAUCUAGGAGCAGCAAUUAUAACAGAAUUGCAGGUAUACAACACGAACCUAAGGCACUUGGAUCUAGCAGGCGUUAUGAUUAGUUUAUCUGGUGUACAGUCGCUCUUUCCAUCUACCCUCACACGUCUUCAAUUCCAUACGAGUCAUUUUAUAGACACUCACCUAUUGCCACAAUCUCUUACCUCUCUGUGUAUUUCUACAUUUAUGGAUAAUGGGCCUUUGGGUGGUAGUUUACUUCAUCUAGAUCAGUUGGUUAACCUUUCAAUUAGGAUAAACUAUUGUGGUUGUUUCCUAAACUCUCAAUUGCCACAGUACCUAAAAUCUCUCAAAUUUAUUUGUCAAAAUACAAUAAAUUUCCCACCACUAAACACCAAUAAUAAUCAAUAUAAUGAAAAUAAUAAUAAUAAUAAUAAUCAAAAUAAUCAAAAUAAUAAUCAAAAUAAUAAUAACCAAUCAACAACAUUUGAACAACAAACUAUAUUACCAGUACCAACAUUAAUAUUACCAUCCACCAAUGGUGGUAGUGCAUUGGAAUCACAAUUAUUUUCCAUUCCCAUGUCAUUGGAAAAGCUAAAAGUUCGUGGGAAUUUGAAUAGAUUUGAAAAGAAUUGUUUUCCUCCUCAUCUAUCAAAGUUAAAAUUAAAAAGUUUAUCAAACUUUAGGAUCACCCACAAUAUAAUACCACCGUCUGUCAAAGUGUUGACACUCUGUCACUGUCGAUUAACAGAUGAUCAAUGCAUUCCUGAAGGUGUACAAAAGGUAUUGCUUUUUUCAUGUAGAUUUGAUAGUAUCAAGGGAAUAUUACCAAACUCUAUUACCGACUUGGCCAUCUAUAACCAACAAUUUGAAAUGGCUCCAAAUGGUAUAGAGUUUUCAAACAUGUUGGAAAAACUCACGCUUCAGGUAGUUGAUAAAUCAUUUUCCUUUCCAACAAGCAUUGCUAAAAGUCUUGGUUCACUUUUUGUUGGCCCCAAUAUCGUUGACAUUUUUGAACAACCACCACCAUCAUUAAUGUCGUUGAAGCAUUUAUCGUUUCAAGUAACAACUUUAAGAGAUGCAGGAAUGAUCCACACUGGCGUUUUAGAGGAUGGAAUCGUUCAAUUCAUUGGUAACAAUUUUAAAUGGGUUGAUGUAGGCACAGUAUCAACUAUUAACUUGCAGAGUGAUCGAUAUAUGUAUGGUAACAUGAAUAUGAUUCGCAUAGACGACAUCAUUCAACACACCAACGUCAAUCUUUUGACAAUCAAUUUUAAAGGUGGUCUUGGAUUUAAAUUUAAUUUCAAAAGACUUUCAUCAUUGCCCACUACUAGUGGUAUCGAUGCAAAAGGAAAGAGUAAACAAUUUAUUUUGGUAACAGAACAAUCCUCUCUUUGUGGUGGCGUGGUUAAAAUACAAAACGGUAGUAGAAUUUAUCUACAAAAAUCAGAUGACAAGUACAAUAUCAAAAAUGUUGCUGUCAAGAGUAUGAAAGAAAAAGUAAAACGUUAUCUAGCACACUUUUAA